Molecule: messenger RNA, 977 nt
Organism: Schizophyllum commune H4-8
Lineage: Eukaryota; Fungi; Basidiomycota; Agaricomycetes; Agaricales; Schizophyllaceae
Product: UBC-like protein
Exons: 9
Coding region: 82-828 (248 amino acids)
Source: RefSeq, a predicted model, not a curated record
CGGCACGCCAUCCGCCGUCCGCAUUCUUGUCCUCCGCCACCGUCUACCAUCUGAGCUCCUCCCCGCCGCCAGUAUCUUAUCAUGGCCACCAAAGCCGCCCAGAAGCGCCUCUCGAAAGAGUACGCGACGAUGCAGAAGGAGCCCCCUCCGUACGUCUGGGCGGUGCCCGACGAGCGCAACAUCUUGACCUGGAACUUUAUCAUCCGCGGUCCGCCUGACUCGCCGUACGAUGGCGGAGAGUACCACGGGCAGUUGCUAUUCCCCGCCGAGUACCCGUUCAAGCCGCCGGGCAUCAAGAUGCUCACGCCGUCGGGGCGCUUCUACCCAGACAAGAAGAUCUGCUUCUCCAUGUCGGACUUUCACCCUGGGAGCUGGAAUCCUGCAUGGAGCGUCCAGACGAUUCUCACCGGCCUCCUCUCCUUCAUGCUCUCCGACGAGAUUACGACCGGCUCCGUUAACUCGUCACCCGCACACAAGCGCGGCUUCGCUGCGCAGAGCCAUAACUGGAAUAUCCAGCAGGCGCGGUUUAGAGAGGCGUUUCCGGAGUACGCCACCCCGGAGAUGCGCGACCUUCCGAAUAUGGGCGAGAAGGAGCGCGGCCGGGCGGAUAAGCCGCCUACGCCUCCGCCCGCUCCAUCACGACCUGCCUCUUCUACCGGAGCGAACGCAACCUCAUCUGCAGCCCAAGCCGCCAACGCAGCCCAGCCCGGAAACGGCGCACAACCAGCACCCGCCCCAGGUGCGUGGGGCGCGGCGCUGUGGGAGAAGUGGCGGUGGGGGGUGCUGAUCGUGCUCGCGGUGCUGGUGUCGAGGAUGUCGGGGCCGUAGUGGGGAGGCGAUCGAGGCGACGUGGGCGGGAGGCGAUGGAGGCGACGUGGGUGGGUGGGUGCGUGUCUUGGUGCUGGGGUCUCGUAGGUAGUAUGGUGGGAGGGCUAAGAAGAGAAGGGAUGCCAGGCGAUGGGCAGAGGGGUUGGAUG